AUGGCCGACCGAAAGAGGUUUGGUGAUCGAGACUAUUUUGAAGGCGGUAAACCACGGUUAGAUGAUCCGCCAAAUUCUAGCAAAAAUAUCACAGAAGAUGAUUUUCGGACUGCAUUUGAAAAGUUCGGAACAAUUGAGGAAGUAUGGGUCGUUAAAGACAAGACUUCUGGAGAACCGAAAGGUGUAACGUAUAUUAAAUUUUCGAAGACAUCUGAAGCAGCUCUUGCAUUAGAAGAAAUGAAUGGAAAGUGUAUUGGAUCUGCUAAUCGCCCUUUAAAAGUGAUGAUUGCACACAGCCGAGACCAAGGAUCCAAAAGAGAAUCCAAUGAAGAAGAGAGGUUGCUACGUUUAUUUUGUGUUGUUCCCAAAACAACAACUGAUCAGAUGUUAAGAGAUCAUUUUAAACAAUUUGGAGAUAUAGAUUAUGUUUCCGUGGUGAAGGAUCGGGAAACAAAAGAAAGCAGAGGAUUUGCAUAUGUAAAAUAUCACAAGAUUUCCCAUGCUGCAAAGGCAUUUGAAAAUUGUGAUCGUACAUAUAAAGCUGUUUUUGCUGAGCCAAGAAAGAAAAACUCGCUGGAUUCGUUUGAUCGAUACAGUGGUCCAUCGAUGGGCCAAGACCCAAUGUUUUCUCCAUUUGGAUCUAGUACUACUCUUGUGUUUUUUGGAUUUGAUAGCGUUGCAAAUAUUUCAGUGGAAAUGAGUGGUUAUCCAAAUGCUGAGGGCUGCAAUUUGAGAGUAAUUGCAUCACCACACCUUAAUCAAGAUCAGCUGUGGAAGUUGUUUGACAUUGCUCCUGGCCUAGACUUUCUCUAUUUGGAUCCAAAAGCAAAAUUGGGCAAGGGACAUGCAGUUGUGGUUUACAACAACCCUCAGGCAGCGGCCUAUGCACAGGAGAAGUUGCAUGGCUUUGAAUAUCCUCCAGGCCAGAGACUCAUUGUGAAAAUGGAUCCAUCUGCUCGAAAUGAUUUACCUCUAAACAUGCAAUCACGAGGGGGAAUGAAUCGUGACACGUUCUCGGGUUCAACAUCUCCCAGACUACCAGGCUCGAGUUCAGCCGGCCCAACAUCACGCUCUCUUCCCCCAGACUUAGCAUCUCUUGCAGAAACAAUCGCUCAGGCCACAUCUCUAAUCCAAGCCGCUGGCCUCGCACCAGGUUAUUUAUUGUUUGUAAUCCGGGACCUCCUCCUGCAUAUGCAUUGCGAGAUGUCUUUGGGAGAUUUGGAAAUUUAAUUGACGUCUACAUGCUCAGUGGAAAGAACUGUGGCUAUGCCAAGUAUGCCAGUAAGGAGUCUGCAGAAAAUGCCAUUCAGACACUCCAUGGGCAGGAAGUUUGUGGUAUCAGAAUGAAGGUAAUGGCAGCUGAUCCACGCACUGAUGACCGUAGGAAAAGAUUGAAAAUGGAAGACCAGUAAAUUCAAAGAGAUUUCCCUUUUGUGACGUGACGAGACGGAAACAUACUGCAUUGAAACGAAGACCCUGACGACAACAACAAAUUCUUACAACAAAAAUAAUAGACCAUGAUUGCACGUAACAAGUCAGGGUACAUAGUGAGCAGCUACAUACAUAUUGUUUUGAGUUUUAAAUGACAAGAAGUACAAUGACUUGUCAGAUGACAUUGGACAUUAAUAGAUUUGCUGUCUGUUCUUUUCUCUAGUUCCAGUGUUGACUGUUAUUCAUUCCUCUUCCUUCCAAUUACCAAUCAACAGUAUAUGUAUGUAAUUGUAUCUCUAAUUGGUUAGAGAUUUUAAAAAAGCAGCUUGAAGCGCUUCUUUACACGAGAUACAUCCUCAUUUUGUACAAGUGUUUUAUGUUGUGUGAUAUGUGGGGUUCAUUAAACUUUAUUUUCCGAUCUUGUAUAAUGUAGCAGAUUUCUGUGUUAUGUAGUAUGUGCUCUAUUACAUGUAUAUGUAUCCAAAUCCUUGUGUGGUCAUUUUUAAUUUAACAAUAGAAAGUGCACUUGUAAAAUAAUAGUGAUUAUUUGUGUAUGUGUGUGUGUUUGGUUGUGUUAGUGUGCAUAAAUUCCUAGACAGGUUUCUCAGCAUCCUUACUACAUGUUCCUGCCAAGUGAGAAAACAUUGAACAUAGAACUUCAACAGAAGGUAAGCAUGUAUGCUCAUUUGUAUUGGAACCUUUCAGAAUCCAUGUGAUAUAAAAUAUAUUAGUCCUCCAAGUGUGCAUUUAUUGACACACAGAAUUAAUGGACUCGAUAAUGUACUUUCAUUAAAAGAAUUUGCUAUUCUUAAAACAGCAGUAGUGUGUGAGAUACUUGUACAAAGUAGUUGUGUGCCAGAAGCAAUGAUGGUCAACACAAAUCAACACAAGCAUGUCAGUAUCUUUAAACAAAUGCAGUGUCUUGAAUUAAGCAAUACUUAGCAGUGUGAAAUUCCUUUUUCUGAGCGUACAGUACUAUCAUAUUGAUAGUGUGAUGUUUGUUUAUGCUAUUUAGCACAAUUUCAUAUAGUUCCUGCAUUGUGCUUCAGUGUUGUGUAAGAAAGUAAAUUACACAUACAAAGUAUGAAGGCCUUUCCCCUUGCUAAUCAAUAAGAGAACUGCAUUAUUGCAUCAUCCUCUUUGAAAUGUUGUUUUAUUUAUAAUGUGUCUUAUACCAAUCGCUAGAUAAGUAGCACAGUAUUUAUUUUCUAGCCCUGUGAUCUAAUGCUAAUUGAAGAGUGUAGAGAUAAUUUCAGUGUUCAAUUUGCAUUGAAUGUAAGAUUAUGUAUUUCCAAAUUGUCUUUCAAUAGUCUCUGAAAUAUAGUAUAAUUCAUGAAAAGAAGUAUUUGAACCUUGUUGAGUUCGUUUUACACUUCUAAGAAGUGACUGUUUUGUCUGAAUAAAUCAUCAUACGGUGUUGAUAUUUCUUGAUGUUCACUCAGUACUCUUGAAUAAAGCAUAGUUUGUUUUUGGGCCUUUGAAGUAACAAUUAGGGCUGCCCCAGACAUCUGGAAAAAUUGUCAUUCAGUAUGCUGCAAAAAUUUGAGUUUCAAUUAAAAAUUUCUUUGGGGUUUGUGAAAUAGGAAAUGCCUUUAUGAACUUUACAAAUGGCACUUUAAUUUCAAAUCUUGGUAAUAUAGACUUGUGUGUAAAAUCAUGCACAGUUUGGGAGCAGUGGUUUUGCAAUAAGUUGGGGCUCUGCAUCAGAUUUCUACAGGACUUUUUUUUUUUUUUAAUGUGAACUUACCUGAUCUAACAAUACAAUUUUUAUAUUUUAAAUUGUUCAUUGGAAGUGUAUUCUAAUUGAAAUGUAUUUUGUAUACGAUUGCAUUAUUUAAUACGAUGUGCUUAGGAAAAAAAAUAAAUAUUUUUUAAAAGGCAAUAAGUAUCUUUAAAAAUAUUAGUAAUCCAAAGUUAGUCUUCCUUAUAAAGUUCUUUCAAGAACGAAUUUCAUCAAAAAUAUUUAUAGUGUAUCUUGAGUGGCUCUUUUCCUUUCUAAAAUAAAGUGAAUGCAAAAACUUGUCACUCAAGUGGUUGCAAUUUUAUUGACGUAUUUGGUGUGGAAAAUAAGCAUUCUAUUAAAAAGAUAAUCUUCAAAAACUAUUUGAUGUGCAUACAAAUUAAGAUAAUUUGCUGAUCAAGAAAUGUUUCCAGUUAGUUGCCCUUUUCAGUUCAGUUAAGUUAAAUUUUGCAAUCUAUCUCGCUUUCAAAAUUACAAUAAUAUUAGUAUCAGAAUAAAUUCAAUUAAUACACAACUUCCUUAAAUUGUUUGUAAUGAAGUUCACGGCCCUGGGAAAACUAUUUGUUCGACCUUGCUAUAUAGUUGUGCCACUUUGUGGGAACUUGAACUUCGAAUAUUAGUUUGUUGUUGUUUUUAUUUAUUUGCUCUUUAUUAAUAGUAAUCAACCAUUCAUUUAUUUUUAUUGUAGAACUUUUUUUUUUGUUCCCUUCCAAAAAACAUUCAACAUUAACAUUGUGUUCAAUUGUCAAAAAGUCUAAAGAACCUUAAAAAUAGUUGGUAUAGUAAAAAUUAUUUUCAAACUUCUGAAAGGAGGAUGCUAUAUUAAGAAAAAUUAGUUUUUCUCAUUGUAGAAUGGUCUUUCUUCCAAAUUGUAUUCUGUUUAUGAAAAAUUAUCUUUUGUAAGCAUUUUAUUGAUAGUGUUUCUUACAUUGAAAAGUCUGUAACGAGAGCAAUAUUUUUGAGUUGGAUGUUGCUGACAUUCUGAUAAUACAAAUAUUUAUGUACAUGCUAUUGGGAGUUCUGGGUUAAGACAUCAUCUAAAAUUGUAAACUUUAUUCUCUGUAAAUUUUAGUAAUGAAGUCAGUUGCUCAUUGCACCUUUUCUUGUUUCUCCCUUCAGAAAUAUGGUUUUCAGCAUUCUUAUUUCUUAAUAAUCAAGCAAAGUUUGUCUACUCCUUUUAAACUUGUACUCGGAUUUAAAUGUAGUGUGUUUACACGGUUACAGGCUGAAAGGAGAGGGGGACAUUGUCAUCCAAUCGGGAGCUUCAAUACCAAAUAUGAAAGUUAUAAUGAAGCCCCCUUCUCUUUGCAGCUCGUAACAAUGAAUGUUCACUACAUUUAAAUCUUUAAUGUCUGCUGUAAUACAUUUUAAUGCAGUUUUCUACAAAAUUUUUCUGAGGUGAAGUUGUGCCUUAAAUCAUUUCUGCUCUAAGGUGCAAUAGAAACAAUAAAGGAAGUGUAAAUUAAUUUGUUAUCAUUUUGUGCUUUUGAAAGCUAGAGCAGAAAGUAAGUGCCAUCAUUAGCAAAAUACCUAUGUAAAUUUUCUUUUGUACUUACUUUUAUUAUAAAUAUUACUAGAUUCAUAUAGAAGCUGUGACGUAAACCCAGGAAACAGGGUUAAGAAUUACUUUGAAAUGAGGUUUAUGUUAAUAAUAUUCUUAACUUCUUUGAUUACUGAAUUUAUUGUGGUUCAUUUCUAUUGUAUUUAAUCAUCCAUUUUGCUGGAGAAUAGUAGUGGCUAGAAGUGUUGAUUCAGUUUCUUAUUUUACUUAAGUAUGAAGUAAAAUAAACUUCACUUUCUAUAUAAAUUCGUGUUUGAAUAGAUCUUGCAAUUGCAUUCUGUUAAUGUCUAGUGAGACGGAAGGAAGACUGAAGAUUGAUUCACAAUUGAAGCCAUAGUUUGGAAAUUGGUAUUUUUCUGUAAACAUGUUUUAUGCGCAUGAAAUGUGAACUUGCAAUAACCAUUACAUAUUCCUGCUUAAGAAGUUUGACUUGUAAUAUAUAUCUUGGUGUGUAUCUAUAUUAUCUGAUCCUAGAAAUAAAGAAUACAAUGUAACUAAUCCUGUUUUGAAUAAUGUUUGAGGUGGAAUAUCAACA
Gryllus bimaculatus (two-spotted cricket) is the source of this 5268-nucleotide messenger RNA. The record is from the annotation of a GenBank genome assembly. NCBI's taxonomy places the organism in Eukaryota, Metazoa, Arthropoda, Insecta, Orthoptera, Gryllidae.